This is a messenger RNA of Chara braunii, 1901 nucleotides long. NCBI's taxonomy places the organism in Eukaryota, Viridiplantae, Streptophyta, Charophyceae, Charales, Characeae. The record is from the annotation of a GenBank genome assembly.
CCCAAAACCACAACACCGGCCUAACCCGACCUCAGGGAUGACAACACGUGCAGACCAGCGGUGCGUCCAACACCCAGUGUGGAGAACAUCACACGAGGAGUGUCAAACAUGCGGGCACACAGCGAUGGCGGCGACGACGAUGGUGGUGGCGGUGACGAUGCCGACGAACGAUUCGGGGAGGACGUGGAGGCAGGGAACGACGACGACGACAUUCCUAUUUGGCCUUUGGGGAAGACGGGUGGGAGGGGGAGAGGACGCAACAGGGGUGCUGUUCGUGGUCGAUCCGUUGGCCGUGGGGGCAGAGGUGGCAUCAGCGAUGACGGCGGGAAGUCUGCGACGUACUGGUCCCCGGAAGAGCAAAUGCAACUGGUGAGAUGCAAGCGCGAGCAAGAGAUGCACCUCGCCGGUUGGGCGACGGCAGCAGAAGGGGACUACGACGAUGAGUUCACGACAGAGGAGGAGCAGGUGGAGGUGACCACGUCUGAAGUGCGCGAGAGCAGUCGACACCGCUCUUCAGAUCACACCGCUUCGAAGAGGAUGCUCACCCCGCCACCCGAGGCGCAGCAGCUGCGUGGCCGCGAAACGCGGAUAGUGAAGGCUCCCGUCGUCGAUCUUGGCCGCGAUGAUGACGAGCCCUUGGAGAGACGUCGCAUUCGCAUUCGUACAAAAGCGACCCCACCGCCGGAGGUGGCCGUACGCGUUGCUGCAAACGAAAGGCCAGUCUCGGGUAGGCUGCCCGCCACGCCGUGUCAGCCACGUCAACGCAACGAGGGUGGUAAUGGAGGGUUCGUGCCACGCGGCGGCGGGGGGGAAGCCGUGGCGGACGCGCGCGCAGUGGGCGCCGAGGAGGGAGGUGCUGCGGGGGCGGGCGGUUCAAGCGCUGUGGCCGCCGUUGCGAUGGCAAGGGAGGAGGCAGCAGUUAGGGCGACGACGAGAGAGGAGGCGCGUGGCGAGAGGAAAGGCGAUCGUGAGGCUGGCGAGCCCGGUUCAAGCCGGGUACAUAGGAGUGUCAUGACAAAAGACCUCAUCGAUCGUGUCGUCCUUUGGGUUGAUGACAAAGCUUUCUGGACGACGGGGGAGGGGAUCGUCGACCAAUCACAGCUGCAGCAAGUGAUCUCCCGUGCGGCGCCAGUGGAGAACGUGGCGCUGCGCAUCUUGCACGGUUGGGUAUUCAAUUCCGGGAACCGCCUGAGGGGAUACCAUGUGGCUUUCCAGUACUCGCUGGAAUCCUUUGCGACGGACAUUGCACGUGCUAUGUGGUACGGCGAGGAGUGGUGCGACGUUGUGAGUCCGGUGGUUUGCGCUCACACGGUAGAUCUGUCCAUGGACCUGCCACUGUGGUUCGGCGACGCCAGCAUCGAGGACAGACCGGACGACGACGACAUGGCGGCGCACCAGGAGUCCACCGUCAUCUGCGUCGCAUAUGCAUUCCGCGCGGCGGUGCAAAUGGGGGCGCUCAUCGACGGCGACUUCAUCUCACACGAGCGUCUUUGCCGGGUGGCUGACUGCUUCAGGCUGUUGUUGGCGGCGUGCAUGUGGAUAAUGCGCAUGGCGGGAGACGAUCUGCGCAGCCACUACGAGGCUUACUACUUCGCGGACCUCGUGGCGAAGCCCACACUCGUCGCGGCCAUGCAUCGCUCCUUCGAUCAUCGACGAUCCGUCGUCCGCGCCGCGAAAGUCGUCACAGAGAGGCUCGGGAAGGCGAAAGCUACGUUCGGACAGCACCCCGACUACAUCCCUCAUUGGGCACCCUGCGACAUUGGUUUCAGGCACGACGCGAGCAUCACGGGGCCGGAGGAUGCGAAGAAGCUGGAUUGGUUGGGUUCGGGCCCCCCCGAUGAUGACAACAACAAUGACGGGAAAAAUGACGCGUAGGGGGGUAGGGGGGUGGGGUGGGGUGG